UCAAUUUUUUCGAGAUUUUCAUCCAAGUGGAACUUGAAAUGUGGUCUUUUUUUUCGAGAGAUCCUUCCAAAGAUUUCAAUUUUGAAGUCGGAGAGAUCGUAUCUAGAUUAGAAGAUAAGAGUAUAUGGAAUUUGCACAAAGGCAAAAGGAAGGGUAGUACUGAAGAGGUAUCAAUAUUCGUUUUUGACAUCAGGAAUAGAUCUGAAAGCCAAUUCGAUACAGCCAAGUCAGCAGUGAAACGGUUGAAAACACUUCGACAUCCCAGUAUAUUAACUUACUUGGACAGUUUUGAAUCAGAUAAAGUUAUUUAUUUGGCUACGGAAUAUGUGGAACCUUUAGCAGUACAUUUACAAAAACAAUCUAUUGAGGGACCCCAAAAGGAGUUAUAUGUAGCCUGGGGUAUUUUUCAGAUUACGAGAGCUCUUUCGUUUCUGAAUAAUGAUGGUAAUCUGAAACAUAAUAAUGUCAAUAUAUGGUCGGUCUUCGUUAACAAUUCUGGAGAGUGGAAAUUAGGAGGAGUAGAGUAUGUUUGUACUGCCCAAGAUGAUGGUUCGUCUAUGUACAAAAUCUUACCUAGUUUAGAAGUAUACGAUGCACCUGAAAAACCCGACCCUAAUAUGCUGAAGCUUGCUAAUAAAUGUUCAACUGAUAUGUGGGGCCUUGGCUGCUUGAUCUGGGAAGUCUUCAAUGGAUCUUUGAACAAUCGAUCUUCUUUGAGAAUUCAAGAAAAUAUCCCUAAGCAGUUGAUCCAACUAUAUUCUGAACUUGUCGGAUCAAACCCGUCUUCCAGACCAAAUCCCGCAGAUAUUAUAACUAGGUGUCGAAAACUAGGGGGUUAUUUUAAGAACGACCUAGUUGAUACUUUAUUAUUUUUGGAGGAAAUUCAGAUAAAAGACAAAAAUGAAAAGAACAGAUUCUUCUCUAAUUUGACUCCUCAUUUAGAUAAUUUUCCAGACAAUGUUUGUAAACAUAAGAUAUUACCACAAUUAAUAACAGCUUUUGAGUAUGGAGAUGCCGGAUCGGCGGUUUUAGCUCCAAUGUUUAAGUUGGGUAGAUUGUUGGAUGAAGUCGAUUACCAGAAAAAAAUUGUGCCAUGUGUAGUGAAGUUGUUCAGUAGUAAUGAUAGGGUUACAAGAUCCCGUCUUUUACAACAGUUGGAGUUUUUCAUAGGACAUUUACAAGCUGGUACUGUUAACGAACAAAUAUUUCCCCAAGUUGCUCAUGGUUUUAUGGACACCAAUCCCACCAUAAGAGAACAGACUGUUAAAUCUGUGAUACAUCUAGCUCCUAAAUUAAGUUAUAACAAUCUUAAUGUAGAAGUACUGAAGCAUUUUGCUCGUUUACAAUCUAAAGAUGGCCAAGGAGGCAUUAGGACGAAUACCACUGUCUGUUUAGGAAAGAUAGCCCAACAUUUACAUCCACAAAUUAGACAGAAGGUUCUUAUUUCUGCCUUUAUUAGAGCUAUGAGGGAUCCAUUUCCACCAGCUAGGACAGCAGGAAUUUUAGCUUUAGCUGCCACACAACAAUAUUACCUACUUAAUGAAGUCGCAUUGAGAAUAUUACCAGCACUCUGUCAACUGACCAUGGAUCCUGAAAAGUCUGUAAGGGACUCUGCUUUUCGUACUAUCAAGGGAUUUUUAGGAAAACUUGAGAAAGUAUCUGAAAAUCCUAGUCUUCGGGAGAGUAUGGAAGCAGAUGUUAAUACCGCUACUCCGAGUUUGAGUAAUGCAGCUGCAACGUGGGCAGGUUGGGCUGUGACAGCAGUUACUGCUAAGUUCUAUAGAAGUCAAUCAGAUACCGUGAAGUCCAUGAAUCCAAUGUCUUGUAAAAUGCUUACUAAACCAGCUUCACUUGAGCAACCAUCAAGCAGUAGCAUCUCCACAACCACUUCAAGUGUUACUUCGAUGACUUCGUUAGAACAUGAGGAUGGAAGUAGAGGAAACGAUUCUGUUUCCGAUUACGAUUACGAUCAUUGGGGCGACAAUGAUUGGGGUGAUAUGGAGACGCAUGAGCAGAUGGCAAGUAGUAGCGGAAGUGGAGGUGGAGAUGCAACCAGUGAUCCAACUAGCCCUCCGUCACAUUCCGGACAGGAUAAAGUGACUGAUGGAUGGGACAAUGAAGAAUGGGGUAAUUUGGAAGGAGAACAGGAAACAAAAAGUGAAAUAACAUCUCCUUCAGAAGCGUGGAGUCCUAGUGAGAUAACCACAAUUUUACAAGAAUCACAAAAGGAGAGUUUACCAAAGUCGCCUAUAAAGCAGUCUUCUUCGAACCAAGAUGGGUGGGAUAAAACAGAAUUUGAACCACUUGAAGAAAAACCAGGCAUCAACCCCAAAUUAGAGGAGGCGAAGAGGAAAAGAGAGGAAAGAAAAUUGAUGAGGCAAAAAGAAUUGGAAACAAGACGUGCCAGUAAGACUAUGGGUGGUCCAAUGAAAUUAGGCUCUAAAAAAUUAUAAUCAUACUCUUUUCCAAAAACAAUUGAAUAAAUAUAAAUAGCCUUGACUCUCAACUUCAAUAGUAAAAAUUCAUAAGCUGAGUUUGUCAUUCUGGAAUUUUAUGAAAUUGUUUCAGCAUUCAAUUCAAAUCUUUUGAAUUCCUUCAAAAUGUAUGAAUUCAUAUCAGAUGACAUUGUCGUAUCAUAAUACUAAUUCAUACGCACCAGAAUUUGAAAAUUUUCGUUUUUGAUGCAAAAUAAUUUUAGGAAUGAGUUUUUCUAUGUUGAAUGUUAUCUUGGCCUAAAAAUGUAUGUAUUUUUGUGGUUAUGUAAAUAAUUUUGUAAAUUUUCAUUUAUUAAUAAAUUAAUAAUUGAUAGAUUCAAAUUAUAUACUCGGUGAGUCAAUAGAGUUCGAUCGGUCGAUAACUCUUGGAAAUUUUGGUCUAACAGAAUUAUUCAAAUUUGACGCAAUCGAGAGUACUCAACGCAUAAACAUAAAAUAUUUUUGACUCUUUAGACCGGUCCGAAAGUGGUGAAACACGAUACUAUCCUGUUUUUCGAAUAAUAAUACCCAAUUUUCAUAUUAUACUAUCUCCAUGGAAUUAUGAUUUCGAAAUACCUCACUUGCCACUUGGUACUUUUUGACGUACGCCACUUUUGCCGAAAAAUUUCAUGGUUAUAAUAGUUUAAACUGAAGAUAAUAUCUUGAAAACCGUUCGAGAUAAUUGUAGCAUUUUUUCAAUCGAAUUCCCGGUUUCCAAUCUGUUGCAAAUUCACUUUGCAUAUGGUACGAAAGACCUUAGAAGAAAGAGUAUACUUUCCUCGGGAUAAGAUAACACAACUGUACUAAUACCUAGUGAACCUGAAGAUGAGCCAAAUGAAAGAAAUCAUCAAAAUAUUUGGAAACAUUCAUUUCGACAAAAUGAAAUAGACACCACGUGAACAAACAGAAAUAUAGUCUGGAGUAUUUUAAUGAGUUCAAAAAUACUGCAUAUUCGCAGAGGAAAAAGUCGCGUCAAUAUUUAUCGUUCAUAUGAUCUGCUCAGAUGCCUGCAAACUUUUUUCAAAUCGAGCUGCAUCUCAUUACAAUUAUAUUAAACUUAUUAAAAAAAAAUUGCAGACAUCUAUGAGAUAAAUAUAAAUGAGAUCUUUUCCGCCGCAAAUAUGCAGUUAUUUCAAACUCUUUAAGAGAAUUCAUGCUGUUUCUGUUUGUUCACGUGGUCUCCGUUCCAUUUGAUCCAAAUGAAUGUUUCCGAAUAUUUUGAUGGUUCCUUUGAUUUUAAUUUAUAUUAUUAGAAGGUAUCAAGCAGAGUUGAGUAAUCUUGCCUUUUUGAAACUGUAUGCGUGGAAAGUAUACGCCAGCAUCCGUGUAAAACAUGAAAUGUGAGGCAUUUUGAAAACUAUUCAUUUUAGGCACAACCUGUCUCAACCAAAAAUGAAGACUACACACUAGGGUAUCCGAUAGACAAAAUAAUCAGGGCAUGCCAUUUGAUUAAAUGGACUUAUUGAUAUUUUUAAAAGGUCAUAUUUUGUCAAAGGUCAACUUAAAACAAUUGCAGUUUCUUUCGGAACAUCUGUAAAGUGGUCCAUUAAAAUGCAUAAGACUUGAAAACUUUUCGAGAAUCCAAUAAAAAAAAUUAUACAAUUAUCUCGAACGGUUUUCAAGAUAUAAUCUCUAGUUGAAACCACAGAUAAAUUGGGUAUUUCAAAACCAAAUUUUCAUGGAAAUUAUUAGUAUGACAUAAAAAUUGGGCUUUUUUAUUUAAAAAAAACAGGAUGGUAGUCAACAGUCUGUCAAAAUUUGAAUUAUUCUCCUAGCUCAAAAUCUCCAAGAGUUAUCGACCGAUGGAACACUAUUGCCCCAGGCUGUAUAUAUAAAUAUAUAUAAUGUGAUGUGAACCUGAUUUCUUGAAUUCUAUUUAUAUAUAGGUAUAUAUUCCUUUUGGUUUUUGCAUUUAACAUUUUCAUUCGUAUAGGUAUCAUCGAAUAAUGUAUCACUCAUCAAUUCUCAGCUUAUAUGAAUCAAUAAACUAAGAAGUUCUAUUUCGAAUUAAAUAUUUUUCAACACUA
Harmonia axyridis is the source of this 4501-nucleotide messenger RNA. RefSeq names its product N-terminal kinase-like protein (gene yata). The record is from RefSeq and is a predicted model, not a curated record. Gene Ontology annotation, biological process: protein phosphorylation. Lineage: Eukaryota; Metazoa; Arthropoda; Insecta; Coleoptera; Coccinellidae. The coding region runs from base 39 to 2453 and encodes 804 amino acids. The transcript has 12 exons. Gene Ontology annotation, molecular function: protein kinase activity; ATP binding.